AACAGCAGCUGUUUUCCUUGGAUCUUCCCAAGCCUCCGGUCUCACCAUGAGGGAGUGCAUCUCCAUCCACAUCGGGCAGGCCGGGGUGCAGAUGGGCAAUGCCUGCUGGGAGCUGUACUGCCUGGAGCACGGCAUCCGGGCCGACGGCACCAUCCCGGCAUCCAAGCAGGGCAAAUCCCCGGAUCCCGGCUCGGAGCAGGGGGAUUCUUCCUUCGAGACCUUCUUCUGCGAGACGGCGUCCGGGAAACACGUGCCCAGGGCGGUGUUCAUCGACCUGGAGCCCACGGUCAUUGAUGAGAUCAGGACCGGCCCCUACCACGGGCUCUUCCACCCGGAGCAGCUCAUCAGCGGCAAGGAAGACGCCGCCAACAACUACGCCCGCGGCCACUACACCAUCGGCAAGGAGAUCAUCGACACCGUGCUCAGCAGGAUCCGCAAGAUGGCUGACCAGUGCAGCGGCCUCCAAGGGUUCCUGGUCUUCCACAGCUUCGGGGGAGGCACCGGCUCCGGCUUCACCUCCCUGCUCAUGGAGCGGCUCUCCGUGGAGUACAGCAAGAAAUCCAAGCUGGAGUUCUCGGUGUACCCGGCCCCGCAGGUGUCCACGGCCGUGGUGGAGCCCUACAACUCCAUCCUCACCACGCACACCACGCUGGAGCACUCGGACUGCUCCUUCAUGGUGGACAACGAGGCCAUCUACGACAUCUGCCACCGCAACCUGGACAUCGAGCGCCCCACCUACACCAACCUCAACCGCCUCAUCGGCCAGAUCGUCUCCUCGGUCACGGCCUCGCUGCGCUUCAACGGCGCCCUCAACGUCGACCUCAUCGAGUUCCAGACCAACCUGGUGCCCUACCCGCGCAUCCACUUCCCGCUGACCACCUACGCGCCCAUCGUGUCGGCGGAGAAGGCCUACCACGAGCAGCUCUCCGUGCCAGAGAUCACCAACGCCUGCUUCGAGUUCUCCAACCAGAUGGUGAAGUGCGACCCGCGGCGCGGCAAGUACAUGGCCUGCUGCCUCCUCUACCGCGGCGACGUGGUGCCCAAGGACGUCAACGCCGCCAUCGCCGCCAUCAAGACGCGCCGCUCCAUCCAGUUCGUCGACUGGUGCCCCACGGGCUUCAAGGUGGGCAUCAACUACCAGCCGCCCACCGUGGUGCCCGGCGGCGACCUGGCCAAGGUGCAGAGGGCCGUGUGCAUGCUGAGCAACACCACGGCCAUCGCCGAGGCCUGGGCCCGCCUCGACCACAAGUUCGACCUCAUGUACGCCAAGAGGGCCUUCGUGCACUGGUACGUGGGCGAGGGCAUGGAGGAGGGCGAGUUCUCCGAGGCCAGGGAGGACCUGGCGGCGCUGGAGAAGGAUUACGAGGAGGUGGGCAGGGACUCUGCGGACGGGGAGGAGGAGGAGGAGGAGGAGGCCGAGGAGGACGAGUACUGAGGGGACGCGGCGGAGCCAAACCUCAGAGACCUUCCGUGCCGAGGGCCUGGAGGCAUCAGGACCGUCCCUUGGCAUGUUAAACCUUCCCCUGCUUCGUGUAGUCCUGGGUGUCCUGAGCUUUGCCACGCUGCUGUUUUAUCGCUGAGUUAAGGCCUGGCUUAGUGUCCCGCCUAGGCAGGAGAUAUCCCGGUCUCCUCCUGCUCCAGGGGGGGAAAAAUGCUACGAGCUGCUUUGGCUGGAAUGGCGAAACUCUGGCUCUGGCUUUUGAGUGUAAAAGCACUUUUUUUUUUGGGUUAGGAACGCGCCUGUCCUUCUAUGCAACCGCC
This is a messenger RNA of Lepidothrix coronata (blue-crowned manakin), 1761 nucleotides long. Its product is annotated as tubulin alpha-3 chain. Bases 47 to 1435 code for a protein of 462 amino acids. Lineage: Eukaryota; Metazoa; Chordata; Aves; Passeriformes; Pipridae. The record is from RefSeq and is a predicted model, not a curated record. Gene Ontology annotation, cellular component: cytoplasm; microtubule. The transcript has 4 exons. Gene Ontology annotation, biological process: mitotic cell cycle; microtubule cytoskeleton organization. Gene Ontology annotation, molecular function: GTP binding; structural constituent of cytoskeleton.